Messenger RNA from Blumeria graminis f. sp. triticale, 267 nucleotides. NCBI's taxonomy places the organism in Eukaryota, Fungi, Ascomycota, Leotiomycetes, Helotiales, Erysiphaceae. The record is from the annotation of a GenBank genome assembly.
AUGUCAUAUUUUAGAAUAACCCUCAUGCGGUCAGGCAUUGGCCUCCCUAAAAGGACCCAGGGAGUUCUUAAAGCUCUCGGCCUGCGGACCCGGAUGAAGACUGUUUUCUAUCCUGUCUCAUCUCAAGUCGCUGGUCAAAUCAUGCAGGUAAAGGAAUUAGUGUCGGUCAAAGAGGUAGAAAAGGCGUUGAACCGAGAAGAACUGAAGGCAGAGAAAAGGCCUAGUCCCGGGUUUUACAUCGAGAAGGCAGCACAUCGCAUUUAUUGA